UAUAUGCCAGUAUCAAUUCAAGUCAUGAGGAUAUCACACGUUUUAUGUUUAAUGGUGUUGUGUUAUGCCAGUGUGUGGGCAAAGAGGUUUGAUACACGAUGUAAACUUGUUCGUGAAUUGGGUAGAGUGGGAUUCCCAAACGAUCAUUUUCUUGGACAAUGGGUGUGCCUAAUUGAGAAAGUGAGCAACAGGGAUACAAGAGCCUUCGUCGUCACGCCGAGCGGGAAGAAAUAUUAUGGACUUUAUCAGAUCCCCAGCCGCUGGUGCCGAUCAGGGAAGAAAGGUGGCGAGUGCAACAUCGCCUGUGAAUCGCUGCUAGACGAUGAUAUUGCGGACGACACGGCGUGCGCUGUCGACAUCUUCCACAAAGAAGGCUUCAAGUACUGGAACCAGUGGACCGUGCGGUGUAAGAACGACGAUACCAUCACAAAGGAAAUAUACAAAUGUCCAGACUUGAGCUCGCCGCGGUCGAGUCCCGAGAGAGACCUCUACUCUGAGAGGCUUAGGAAAAGAAGACGGCUGAUUAGAAGCAAAACGCAAUAUAUCAGACAAGUGUAUGGAGUACAAGCUUAAUGCA
This is a messenger RNA of Cydia splendana, 577 nucleotides long. RefSeq names its product lysozyme-like. NCBI's taxonomy places the organism in Eukaryota, Metazoa, Arthropoda, Insecta, Lepidoptera, Tortricidae. The transcript is spliced from 5 exons. Gene Ontology annotation, molecular function: lysozyme activity. Bases 4 to 573 code for a protein of 189 amino acids. The record is from RefSeq and is a predicted model, not a curated record.